Messenger RNA from Lymnaea stagnalis (great pond snail), 10282 nucleotides. Lineage: Eukaryota; Metazoa; Mollusca; Gastropoda; Lymnaeidae. The record is from the annotation of a GenBank genome assembly.
UGUAAACAUACAAACGGUGAUUGUUCAAUAGGAUGUCUUGGAUAUAGCGAUUCUCCCAAAUGCACAACUGGUAAUGCUAAUAUUAUAUACAUUAGAUAUCAGGGGUCAUAAAUUCGAGGCCCGCAAGACGAUAUUUUGUUGCCCGAUACCUGACUGUAAAGUUUAAUGGUAAUGCUACCCGCGCCUUUUCCCCAUUCUCAUUAAAUAAAUUAGGUCACAGUUUAGAAAUUUUCUAUAAUGUGGCCUCCUGCGGCGGUUUUCGUCAAAUCUCAAAGACUAGAAUAUUAUGAUUUUUUUUUCAUUUAUAUGUAGCUUUUAUGUUAAUUAUAAUUUAAAAGACAUUUGUAAAAUAGAACAAUAUGCUUUUUAAUUUUAUAUCAAUUUAUUGAACAAACGUUGCCAAAAGUGGUUUUGAGAAAUGACGCUUAGAUUUUUUUUUAUAUUCCUAACAAGCUUUUAAAAUAGAGUUAUUGGCUAAUGCACAAACACAAGUGUGUAAAUCGUAACAGUCUGACACAGUAUCAAAGAAUCCCUAUUAACUUGCCGUUAAUGUGUAAUAAUUAGGAGUGAGGGAAAUUCUGAGCCUGUCCACUUGUUCAAUUUCAAAAGUUUCAUUACUAUGCAUCGCACAACAACAAAUAAACCUUUUUUAGAGAGCUAGGCAAAUAAAUUGCUGUCUAAUGGAAUGAGCCCUUUUGAAGAUCAUUACAGUAAAAUUUGGCUAGGAUUAUAUGCUCUCAUGGGACAAGAAUAAAUUUAGGAAUUUACCAGAGUCUUCAAAUCAGGGGUCUCAAACUCAAAUUAGCCGGGGGCCGCAGGAGGUAGUGUCUGAGUGAAAGGGGCUGCAUUAAGUAAUUUACACAAAAAAGUGAUUACAAAUUCAAGUACAGCUGUUACAAUCUGCUCAAACUUUAGUAAUAUCAAAUACAACAUUAAGGGUUCUCAAGAACAAUGCUUCAAUCUCUUCUUCUGCGUGUUGCCAGAGCCCUGACAGCGCUUCCUCUUACACACAUGAGCAACAUUUCUCUUGAGUGAGGAAGCCAAUGAGACCCUCAGUAAAGCUUGAAAAUGCUCAUCAGUAAGUUGGCCCUGAACUUUGACUUGUUAAAAUUAAUGGUGCAAAAGAGCUUUUAACACAGAUAGGUACUCCGAUAAAGGUAUAUGAUCCACUUGAACAACCUGGAUAUCCCAGGAAAGGUGGAGGGCAAUGCUCUCAUACAUUGUUAAAUCUUGUGUGUUUUUCUAUUCAACUCCCUGAACUUAGCCCUGAGUUCAGAAUUGCACUGAAGUUCAAUCAGCUCCUUUUGAAGCGCAUGGGGGCAUCUUCCACAAUUAAGGAAAAUGAGUCAGCAAACAUUUGAAAUGUGGCUCUGUGUGGUUUGAAGUCUGUAAAGCUGUGAUCAAAUUCUUCCUGUAGCUUUUCAAUCACAUCAGUAUACUUAUUACUAAAUGGUGUGCCCAAGUCCAUGAGUACUUUGCAUGUUGGAAAAUGGCAGAGGUUUCUCUCAGAAAGCUGGGCUUUCCAUAACACAAGUUUUGUGCAGAAUGCCCUGACAUAGACAUAGGCAACACUGUCAAGCUUCCCCUGGCCUUUCAAUUUAUUUUUGAGUACAUUCAGCUCAUGUGUAAUAUCAACAAGAAAAGCAAAGUCUAUAAGCCAUUUGGGAUCAUUUAUUAUAGGAACAACCACCCCAUCCUUCUCCAUGAAGGCUUUGAUGUCUGCUCUCAACUAAAAAAAAAUAAUUUCAAGACGUUUCCCCUACUAAGCCAACGUACAGGGGUUAAGUAAAUGACAUCCUCAUAUGCUGACUCCAUUUCCUCUAAAAAGGCACGGAACUGCCAAUAUUUCAAGGCCCUGGAUCUGAUAUGGCUGAUGCAUUUCCCAACGUCAGACAUCACAUUGUCAAACUUACGGCAUUUGCUGCAAAGGGCCUGCUGAUAAAUAAUGGAGUGUAGUGCAAUGGUCUCUUCCAUAACCCCCUCUUCCAGUUUUCUUUGAACAUGUGCCACGAGCCCAUUUAUUGUCCAUGUGAUUGAUAGCGCUUCGUCGGUUGUUAUUCCUGCACAAUUUUCCACAGUAAACCGGCAUCUACAAUUGCAUCACACAGCUGGCGAAAAAAAGGCUGAGCAGUUGCCUGGCCAUCCAUCGGAAUCACUUUGAGCAGCUCCUCCAUCACUUCAAAAUUAUAUCAACACCACGACAUGUAUUGCGAGCUGUGCAGUGUCAGUAACAUUUAAGCUUUCAUCAAGGGCGGAUUAGUAUGCAUGGAAAUGUUUGCCUUUCUCGCACAUUUGAUUAUAAAAAUCACCUGAACGCUCUGAAAUGCGCUGUGCCACAGCUUUGUCUGAAGGGCUAACGUGGCUAAACCGAAACUUCUUUUCCGACUAAAAUUGCAGCUUGUAAUAUGCAAUUUUCGAUGAACUCACCUUCUUUGAAUUACUUUCCUGCCUUGACAAUCAUCUCACUCAUCAUGUAACUAGCUUCAACUGCUGCAUUACUUUCUUUGUUUGCUUUCUUGAAAUAAUCUUGCUGCCUCAGUAGACAUGUUUUAAGUUUAGCAAUCAGGGCCUCUCACAUCUCGCUGAUAUUUUGCAUACGCCUCAGCAUAUCUAGUUAAGUAAUGACGUCUGAUGUUGUACUUCUUGUGCACCACAGCUUUCUCGGUACACGUCCGAAUGCCCCUGUGCUCAACAAAGCAAUAGUCCGUCUCCCAAUUCUCCUAAAAUUGUCUGCGUUCAUUGCAGACCUUUCUAUUCACAGCAGAUUUUGUAAAAGAGAUGACGGGGGGUCGGGUAACACAAAUAUUUAUUUGCUCUGUUUGAUAAAAUAGAUUUUUACUCCACUCGGUAACACUUCCAAAUAAAUUGUCAAGCUAACAGGCUCAGAACUUCCGUCACUCGUGACUGGUACACGCUAACAGAAUUUUAAUAGGGAUUGUGUGAUACUGUGUCACAUUGCUACGAUUUACACAGUUAUGGUUGUGCAUUAACCACUGAGUUUAUAAACUUUUGAUACAUGUAUAAACAAUAUUCGAAACGUGUUUUCUCAAAACCACACUCUGGUCAUUUUUUUUCUCAUAACAUGCUAUCCAAUAAAACCGAUUUUAAAAUUGGUAUACCAUUAUAAUCAAUUUCAAAACCUCUAAAUGUUUAUAUAAACAUAAUAAAAUCAGAAUUAAACUAGCCAGUGAGAUUCCACUGAAAUCGUCUCAGAAUGGGGACAACGGGUGGUUUGCAUUAAUACUAAACUGCAUUGUCAGGUAGCGGGCCGCAAAAUACAGUCAUGUUUGCCGCAAAUAGCCCGCUGGGCGCGAGAUUGAGACCCCUGGUUUACAAUGUUUACUCCUCAAAACCUUUUCAUUUUCUAAGCAUGUUUUCGUAAGCCUAGUAUUAAUAAACAUCUACUGACCGGAGACUAUCUGAGGUUUGUCUAGUGUCGAGUAACCUGUGGUUAUAACUGUCAAACUUUAUGUGUUCUAAAUGUAAUUUUAAAAAUGAAUGUUUCUCGAGUUUCUGAUUUACAUUUAAAAGUAAACUUACUCUUCUACACUCUCGAGUAAAUGUGACAAUGAUAGGUUGUGCAUUUAUUUUUAAUGAUAGCUGCGAUUGAGAUAUCCUGUAAAUAAAAGAAAGACGUUAGAUGUUAUGUUAAAUAACUUGGAAAAUAUGAAUUUCUUUAGACACAAAUAACAUUUUUUUAAACCUCAGUUUGGAAGGCAAAAGUCAAGCUUGUCUCUCCGUGAAGAAUUAUUCGAAGGCAUUCUGGCAAAUGUAAUUAUUUUCUAGUCACUUUAGAUUUAGGAGUAAAAAAAAAAGGCUUAACUCUCACGCUAACUCGUAAAGUCGUUCUGUCUGACUUUGAGACAGUAUUUUUGUGAGCGCCCGGGUAAGCGAUGAAAGUGAUCGAUCCUUAAUUCAUUAUUUAUUGAAAGGCGUACAGAGACAAAGAUGGGAUAUCGAUUUACUUAACAAUUGGAUUCCAGACUAUUUAACAAUUUAAAAGACAUUGCCUGUGAAUUAUUUUCAGUCAUUUCCUCUGACUCAACAAAAGCUCCUUAUCUCAGAAAAGCACAAUUCUUCUGAUUUUUAAAAUAAAGAUUGCAGCAAUGAAAUUUUGUACGUCUAACAUUACUCUCUCAGGUGUGCGUAUUGAGUUAGCUCAAACAGUGCGGUACCUGGGUGUCUACCUAGAUAGAACACUAACUUUUGAAAGUCAUAUUAACAUGUGAUGCAAGGCGAUUUUAUGGAGCUGCGCAGGAUUAGUCACAUAAGGCCCUUCCUAACAAUUGAUGCAACAAAGAGGCUGAUGUCUGCAUUUGUGCUAUCACGCUUGGACUAUUGCAAUGCUCUCAUGGUGGAUCUGCCAGCUACGCUCCUGGAUAAAAUUCAAAUAGCACAAAAUAAUGCGGCUCGCAUUGUUCUCCGCAAACGCAAGUUCGACCAUCAAAAACACUUCUGAGAGAGUUGCACUGGCUGCCGGUGCGUGCUCGCAUAGAGUACAAAAUCGCAACUUUGUGCUACCGCUGCUUACAUGACCUGGCGCCGUCCUAUCUGAAAGAGCUGCUGACGCCUUAUGUACCCACUAGAGAGCUCCGCUCAUCCGAUAGUGGCAAACUCUUGACACCACGUGUUUGCCUUGAGACUUACGGAAAGCGCACUUUUGCAUUUGCUUUUCAAACAAUUUGGAACACCCUUCCUGUCGAUCUAAGAAACAACCAGUCACUGGAGUCCUUUAAAACCGAUUUAAAGACAUAUCUAUUUCGCAAACACCUUCUGGGAUGAUUGUCUACCUUAUUUUCCAGUUAAUGCAUAAUGGCUGAGUUGCUUAUUGUUGAAAUGGCUAGAAAGUCUUUGACAUUGUAUGCUUGUAAUUAGUUUUUGUAGUGUUGCGUUUGUUUUAAAUGUGGUAAAUUAUAGAUUUGUUUUUUGUUGACUUUGUACCGCGCUUCGAGCCUUUGGGGAUGAAGCGUGGUUUUUUAAAUGAACUUUAUUAUUAUUAUUAAAAUAUGAUUAAAGUAAGAUUCAAAUUACCGUGGAUUAAAUUUCUCAGAAAAGCAAUAAAUAUUAACGUGAAACUUACUAUUUAAAGAAAAACUUGAAUUGCUUUGGAAUAAAGAAAUGUGCUUUCGUUUAGAAAAAUACAUCACACAUUGAUUUUUUUCAAACUUUCUAUGAAUACUUAUUAUCUUUGUAGUUAUUUAAGAUUUAAUACAUUUCUAAACUUUAAUUCAGUAUGUCAAUCGGGUCGAUGGGGCUUCAACUGCAACAACAGCUGUGACAACUGCUAUAAUGGACAAUGCGAUAACAGAUAUGGCUCCUGUCUCCAGGGAUGUUUGGGAUUCAGAAAUCCACCAACUUGUAAAGAUGGUAAGUUUAUGAACAAGUAUUAAAUCAUUACAUUUAUCUCGUCGCUUAGUAGGAAUAGCGGUGAGUAGUGUCCCCCCCCCCCCUUUCCGAUUCGGCCGAAAAAAACACACAAAAAUAGACUUAAGGUGCUUGACGUGGUUGAUCUUUGACGAUUUGCCACUACUUUUUAGAAGCUUAAAUUUCGCCCACGGCCAUUUCAACGACUUUGUUUAACUAGUUAUUCAUGCAUAUAUUGUGUAAACAUCAACGUGUGUGUGUGUUUUCUUUUUGUUUUUGUUUUUAUUGGUGGUUAUCUCAACAUAUGCGCUUAAGCAGAUUUAAUGUUGGGGCCUGCAAUAUUAAAAAAAUUGAUAUUCAUUGCACCUUCAAACUAAAUACUCUGUGAAAGCUUCCACUCUUACCUAGAAAGAACACCUUCUUUGACCAAAAUCUCACGGACACAAGAUGUAAAUGCAAAAGCCUCUUACUUAAAGAGGUGAGGUUUUGUUCAAGUGUGGAAUGCUAAUAAUUUUAAAACUACACACUUUUAUAACAACCAUUUGAAGUGAGAAACCAAUUGUGGUGAUCAUUUAAUUUUGUGAAUGAAUAAACUGCGUAAAGUCCCCGCCUAACUUCUUAAUCAGUAAAUACAUUGCGUGCCUUUUUGUCCUCACUUUUGUCACCCAGCUGUUGAAUAUACUGGGUGGGCCACAUGAAACCGCCGCAUAUACGCAAACUUUUCCUCAAACAUUAUCAAUAGGUGAUCAUGACUGUGACUUGACACAGAAACGUAUCUGUUUUAUAUGGCCCACGCUUUAUAUGUGAGACUGUUUAUAUAAAUCUAUGCAAGAACUUUUUAAAACAUCUCUAAAUUUAUAAGAUCACUUUUGUAUUUCAAAAGAUUGCAUAUUUUAUCAGCGAAAUUAAAUGCAGCGAAAUAGCUGGAAACGAAAUAGCCCUGACGCGAAAUUCGUCCGAUUCCCUGAAAUGGACUAUCCACCAUGGUAAACGUUAAAAAUAUUUGAUUAAAUAUUCUUUUAUCCGGGUUUUAAUUUAAUUUUGUGAACGAUACGAAUUUUAAACAUAAAUCAGAAGAGAUGUAUUUCCCUAACAUACACGAAGAAAAAAUAACUUUGACAGAUCUUCUUCUUCUUCUAGGUUUUGAGGGCCCACGAUCAAUGAAUUGAUCAUUCUGGCUCCUAUUUAGGCAGGUCUUCUGUGACUAAAUAUUAUACAUAUACAUGUAUGAUUAUUUGUUAAGGUAAUGGUAUUAUUUGUUUUAAAUAGCUAGGGUUAUCUCAUGUGUAGCAAUUAUGGAAAUUUGUAUUAGGCAAGCCCAUGGUGGUUCAAAUCUUAGCAUCUUGACCAAGUGUUUCUUCAUAUAUUAUACAUAUAUUUGGUGUCCAUGGCAUUUAUAUCCUAUAAAACAUACUUGUGGCCUGCAUUGAGAUUCCAUCAUUGAUUCCUCCAUAAGGUUCCCCGCUGUUGAUCUUAACAACACCAUGGCUCUUAACAGCACCACAUGCGAUACGACCAGUUUUUUCUAACUUUAGGACUAUCGGGGCAUGAUAAAUAACAUUUAUUCAUUAAUUCAUUCUGGUAGUAUCUAUAGUUAAACAUAGACUGUAAAGUGGUAAUUAAAAGAAGUCUUUAGACCAUUAAUACUUUGAUAUCAUAACAAAUGUGAAGCAACUGAGCUAUUAGUGAAAUUGAAACCGCUGGUUUUAAUAAGCUAUCAUUGUUUAAUAGUAAACAAUGUUCCAAGAUUUUUGAAACGUACAUGUUUUUAAACUAAUCAAUAGACCUAUAUUCAUAACGAGCGCUUUUAAAUAACAUUACCAUGAACCACAGAAAUGACCAAACUCAGGGGGUGGAGGUGGUUGUCAUUCAUCCCUUUUGGGUGGAGUUUAGACACAGAAAUGUAAUUGGGUUUUUUCAGGGAAAAAGUGGGGGGGGGGGCAAAACAAAAAAUAGGCCAGCUUGUUGAGUUUUUUAUUACUGGACGCGGCACGGUACAUAGAAACUUUAAUGAAACCUGAAAAUUCAGUGAGACAGAUGCCCCCUUCUGCCCUACCCAAAUAAAGUCCCUAGUUAGACGCCCGUUGUAUAAGAAAAAAUAGGUGAAGUAGUAAGCUGUAAAACUAGUUAUUGGAUAAGAAAUGUAAUUGAACGUAGUCUUUAUUUCCAAACAUAAAGUCAGUGUCUGUUUUCGCAAUAAUUGGUUGGGGUCUUUUUGGUCAAACGUAGUAACUUUUUGUUUUAAGCUUCUUAUUCGCGUGCUAUUACAUUUUGUCUUGGUGGAAUCUUACAUCUCAAUUUGCAUCAUUUUCUUGAUCUCCAAUGGAGCUUAAACUUUCUAUACUCAUUCCCGUGAAGAAAACACGCUACUUCAUGAUCAGUAGAUAAACAUUAACCUCCAUCUAUUAUUGAGUGCUCCUUUGUUGAUAUCACAGGAACGGAAAGUGAUAAGGGCAUGGACAUUUCACUACAGCGUUGCCGUAUGUAUGUUUAGUCAAUGACGAUAACUAUUAACGUUAAUAAUACAUUUUAAACCCCAGAAAGGUCACCACAGACUCUUAAAGUGUAUGAAUGUCAUUGCCACAGAAUGUCUCGGCCCACUCACACUCGGCAAACAAGUGCGCACCGUAUCAGCGCAUAACAUAAGUAAUUAUAGUAAUGCCCUUUGAAAGGAUUUUAGCAUAUUGUAAUCAUCAUGACCACAGUUUUUUUUUAAACAUAAUAAUUUAAAUGAUUUUGACUUUUUUACUAAAAAUACAUAUUUAUUUCCAUAAUUCUUAUACUUUUAUUACAGACAACAUUAAGGAAACAGUACUAUACGUUGAAAUGGCAUUUUGGUUGUCUUUUUAUUAACAAAGAUUUGAUGCAAAAAAUUACGUGGAUCGCGUUAUUCGCGGUAAUAAUAUGAUAUUUAGCCUUUACCGACAGAUGAAAGAACUUAAGCUGACCCCAAGUUUGGCAGCGCUUUAGGGUGCGCCUAAUAUAAAAAUAGUCUCCCUUGACUUCGAUUGCAAAUAAAUAUAUUAAAUUCCUGUAUUAAUAGAAUCCUGUAGAAUAUACUAGAUUGUUUGAGGCUCUUAUACUAUGAAUAAGCCUUUUCUAAAAAAAUCAAUAAAACAGACUAUAAAUACCCAGAAGAUAGUUAUUUUUGCUAGCACUAUUACGAUAGAGCUCUAGUUCUUUAUUUCUUUUUUCUUUUUUAAUUUAUUAUUAACUUAGUAAAAUUAUUAAUUGUAAUUAGCUCUAGUUUAGGUAUUGCUUCUUUAUUAAUGUAAAUAAUUUAUGGUAUCGGCUUUCGUUGUGUACUUUUUUUAAACAGCCAUAUACUUAAAUAAGAGAUUAAAUUAUCUAAAUUAAUAACAGUACGUAACACAGUGUGCAACUAUUUUGUGUUGCCAAAACCGGUUUUUACCUGACUUUUGUGGCAAAAUGUGGUCAGAUCCAUAAGCGAUGUAUUUAAAGAUUAAAGAUUAGCAGUAAUGGGAUCUCAUAUCAGGUCAUGAAUUUACAGAGUACGAAUACAUUUAAACCAACUAUACCUCGAUUACUGAAGUUUAUAAAAUAAGAUGGCGUUUUGUAGUGAGGUCGCAAAAAAUACAAUUUUUACUAAUAAUCUGUGUGCAGAACUUUUGUAAUUUAUAUAUUUAGUAAGAAGUGAUUUAGUUUGUCAAUCCGGAUUCAAAAAUAUUUGUUCAGGUAGGCGAUGUUAAAGUUAGACCAGUUUUAGUGAAUUGGGGAUCGUGUUUUUCGAGACUACAUAUUUGCAAAGCCAUAUUUUCCACAUUACUAAAAACAAAUCACGUUUGAAUGAAAGAAGACUUUUUGGCAGCCACAUCAUGACGGUGAUUUAUCCAUAUUAUCGACUUAGUUGGGAAUAAUAAAGCUGUGUACAUAUCUUUCUGAAUUAUGUACUCAAAAGUGUGUCUUACAUUUUAAAAAAAUUAUGAAAAAUAAUGGGGUUUUUUGUUAUUUAUAUCAGAAAAAAAGAUACCACUUUGAAAAAAAAAAAACGCUUUUUGUCCGUAAUACACCGAGCUUUUGUGGAAACUUACACACAAACUUAAAAACCUUUACAUACAAAUUUUAAUUUUCUUGAAAAUUCUCUUUUGUAAUCGUUAUAUUAUUUAUUAUUGUCGGCUAAGUUGCCGUCGGUGAAACGACCCGUCUGUGAAAUGGCCCAGCGGCAAAGCGAUGUGGCGGAAAUGCCGUUACGAAUUAUCAUAGAUCGUUGUCUUAUUACACCCCUAAAAACACAUGCACUGAAAGAUAAAAUGUAUAUCUUUAAAACGCUAAAUUAAGAUACUGUUACGGAAGAAAUAACGAUAAUUUUGAAUUAAAGGGUUCAUAAGAUAUAUUUGCUACUAGUUAACAUAACCGGUGUCGCUAAGUGAUGCAUUCGAAAAAAAAAUACUCUAAAGAAUUGCUUAGCAUACGCUUUAAUUUAGUGUCCAGUCAAAAGCAUUUCACUAAGGUACAAAUUAAAAUGGAAAUUUAAUCCUAUACUGAAACAGUACUAUUUAUAAUAAAUCGUUUAAACAUUGAAUUUCGAGCCUAGAGUUUUUCAGUUAAUACACAAGCCGGGCCUUGGAUUUAAAAACCAAUUUAAAUUUUACAGAUUAAAAUUUAAAAAAGUCAUCCAUGAUUGCUUUAAAGCUAUGGAAGUAAAGGAUAAAAUAAAUUAUGUCUUUAAAUUGUGUAUUUGAAUACAGUCUCUCCUAUUUUGUUGAGCCUAUUUUUUUUUUAUUUACAAUGUUAUUCGUAUUCUAUCUUAACAGUAUGUUACCAAGGCGAAUACGGACUUAACUGUCAAUAUAACUGUUCAACAACAUGUAGCAACGCACGUUGUAACAAUGUAAAUGGUGCAUGUGAAAGCUGUAAACCUGGGUAUCAAGGGACAAUGUGUGAACAAGGUUUGUAG